Musa acuminata AAA Group (dessert banana) is the source of this 2596-nucleotide messenger RNA. Its product is annotated as mitogen-activated protein kinase 10-like. The transcript has 11 exons. The record is from RefSeq and is a predicted model, not a curated record. Gene Ontology annotation, biological process: protein phosphorylation; intracellular signal transduction. The coding region runs from base 617 to 2140 and encodes 507 amino acids. Gene Ontology annotation, cellular component: nucleus; cytoplasm. Gene Ontology annotation, molecular function: MAP kinase activity; ATP binding. NCBI's taxonomy places the organism in Eukaryota, Viridiplantae, Streptophyta, Magnoliopsida, Zingiberales, Musaceae.
GAGUUCCCGUGGACCGCAGUCCAAUCAUCGGCCGAUAAGAUUCGACGAAGGCAGGCAAAGCCCACACCGGGACAGAGUAGCAGCGUCCGUUCUUUCUCUCUGUCGGCGUCCCUGUCCGUCUCUGCGCGGCUCUGGUCACCGUCGAGGCCGCUCCGUGUUCUUCCUCUUCCUCUGGGCAAAUCCCUCGCUAUUUCUCUCGCUAGGAAGGGACCUGACCGUGGCGGCGUACUUGCUCUGGUCGCCGCGGUGCCGCUGAAUCCGAGCGGGCGGCUGUGCUACCUGGUGUAUGAUCGUGCCGGCCGCAAACGCCGUCGUCGUUCAGUCGAGGGCUCGGUGAGCCGUGGAGGAGCAGGUGGGUGAGGCGGAGUGCAUGAGGGAUUUGGCCGCUUUGUUUCUGAACUCGCCUUUAAUCUGGGUGCGGGGUCGGAAGGAGGAGAAGGGAAAAGAAGAUCCGAGAGUAAUAAAAGGACUUGGGACACCAGAAGUUGCAGUGAAAACAGCACGGGAAGGAAUCUAGAUUUUAUCAAGCUAGCAUCAAGAAAGUAACUGCAAACAAAAUCCACCAUUGACCAAUUAUGCAUGAUUCAGCUAUAGCUUCAAUUAGAAUAAAUUAGAGAUGGACUUCUUUCCGGACUAUGGGGAUUUCAACAGGUACAUAGUUCAGGAGGUCAUAGGUAAAGGGAGUUAUGGACUUGUGUGUUCUGCCAUUGAUACACAUAAUGGUGAAAAAGUUGCCAUCAAGAAGAUCCAUGAUGUCUUUGAGCACAUUUCUGAUGCUGCUAGGAUUCUUCGUGAGAUUAAGCUUGUUAGGCUUCUAAGACAUCCUGACAUUGUGGACAUCAAACACAUCAUGUUGCCUCCAUCAAGAAAGGACUUCAGAGACAUUUAUGUCGUCUUUGAGCUGAUGGAGUCAGAUCUUCACCAAGUCAUAAAGGUCAAUGAUGACUUAACGUGGGAGCACUACAAAUUUUUUCUUUAUCAACUGCUUCGUGCACUCAAAUAUAUCCACACUGCUAAUGUUUAUCACCGAGAUCUUAAACCAAAGAACAUACUGGCAAAUGCAAACUGCAAACUCAAAAUAUGUGAUUUUGGUUUAGCAAGAGUUGCAUUCAAUGACACACCAACGACUUUAUUCUGGACGGAUUAUGUUGCAACCAGAUGGUACAGAGCUCCUGAGCUAUGUGGAUCAUUUUACUCCAAGUAUACCCCAGCUAUUGAUAUAUGGAGCAUCGGAUGCAUAUUUGCUGAGCUCCUGACUGGAAAACCACUUUUCCCUGGUAAAAAUGUGGUUCACCAGCUGGAUUUGAUGACUGAUCUUCUAGGGACGCCUUCUUUUGAUACCAUUUCUCGGGUGCGUAAUGAGAAGGCAAGGAGAUAUUUAAGCAGUAUGAGAAAAAAACAACCAGUGCCCUUUUCACAAAAGUUUCUAAAUGCUGACCCUUUAGCUCUUAAAUUGUUAGAAAGGCUUUUGGCAUUCGACCCAAAGGAUAGGCCAUCAGCUGAGGAGGCAUUAGCUGACCCUUAUUUUAAUGGCCUGGCUAAAUUGGAAAGAGAACCCUCAUGUCAGCCAAUCCCAAAGAUGGAGUUUGAGUUUGAGCGGCGCAAAGUGUCAAAGGAGGACAUUAGGGAACUUAUCUUUCAAGAAAUAUUGGAAUAUCAUCCGCAGCUUCUCAAAGAGUAUAUCAAUGAAACUGAAGGAGUAAACUUCCAUUAUCCAAGUGCUGUUGAUCAAAUAAGGGAGCAAUUUGCCCACCUUGAGGAAAAUGGUGGUAAAACCAAACCAGUAUUUCCAUUUGAUAGGAAGCAUGUUUCUCUCCCACGAUCGACCGUGGUGUGUUCUACUGCCAUUCCUCCAAAGGAGUUUUGGGCAUCAUCCAAGAGAAGGCAAUUCAUAGAUGAUACAUCCGAAAAGCCUGGAGAAACUGGAUCUUUGCCUGUCAAUUUAGCAAGCACCUCACAGUUGCCUCAGGGAAUUCCAUUUGCUAAACAUGGGAGAGUGGUGGGUCCUAAGAUGCCAAGGAGGCUGGCAAGAAAUCAUGGCCUUCCACCACAGCCUGUCCCUUGUAAUGUUUCCACAGAGCCUCCGACAAUCCAGCAUGGUCAGAAAGGAGGAAUUCAGCAGAGGCAGAGAGGGUCCUGAUGGACACCACAUAGAUCCAUGCAGUCUGGCGUAGCUAUGAAUGCAAGAAUCCUCUUUUGCAUCUUGUUGGUUGAUUCAUCUAGAAUGACCAUGAACAUGUGCUGCCUCCAAAACCUGCAUACGAUGUGAUCUGCUGCCGCUAAUAUGGGUGUUUAGUGCCGAGCAAUUUUGCAUGGCAAGGAUAAAUUAUGUGCUAAAAAUAUGUUACGCAGUUGUAAUUUCUGUCAUUACUCUUCCAAGGCAGUUGAUGAGGGAUGAUGCGAUGAGAGAGAGAGAGAGAGAGAGAGAAGAUAGUGCUUAUUGAGAAAAAAGAGGUUGACAACGCCAGGGUAAAAGCUAAGAGUUACAUGCUAUUCCAUUAUGCCCCUUCUUUUAAGUGUUCUACUUCCAUAACACUGGUAGCUUUUGUGUAACAAAUGUACUAUUUGCUUUCUAGUUAUUUGGCUUUUGUUUUUA